This is a messenger RNA of Quercus lobata, 836 nucleotides long. RefSeq names its product putative pre-16S rRNA nuclease. The record is from RefSeq and is a predicted model, not a curated record. Lineage: Eukaryota; Viridiplantae; Streptophyta; Magnoliopsida; Fagales; Fagaceae. Bases 107 to 577 code for a protein of 156 amino acids. The transcript is spliced from 7 exons. Gene Ontology annotation, biological process: rRNA 5'-end processing.
GUAGACUCUGUGCCCAUUUCGAGUGUUUCGUCUGAAACAUUGAAACCGUUCUGAACGGUAACUCACUUCGUCUGAAACAUUGAAUUUCACUUGGUCUGGUUGAUUAAUGCGGUACGUGAAGCCGUUGAACUUGUUCCAUGAUUUGCUCACGUCAACAGCUGUAAAACGGGGUCGUUUGCUUGGUCUGGAUGUUGGUGAUGAGUAUGUUGGACUUGCUGUUUCAGACACUCACAAUAAGAUAGCUUCACCUCUAAGUGUUCUGCUAAGGAAGAAAUCAAAUAUUUAUCUAAUGGUUAGUGACUUUCAAAGUCUGAUCUCUGAACUUUCUCUGGUGGGCUUUGUUGUUGGCUGCCCUUUCGACAGACGAAGAAGUGCUCCUGAUGCUGUGCAAGUGAAGCUUUUCAUUGAUGAUCUCUGUAAAACGGGGAAACUCAAAGGUUUGAACUACACGUAUUGGGAUGAGAGUUUUACAUCUAAGAAUGUGGAAUUACUGUUAAAACCUUUGAAUUUACAUCCAGUCCAGUCAAAGACAGUAAUUGACAAGUUUGCUGCUGUGGGAAUACUCCAGUUAGUUUGAAGGUAUUUUCAGAGCAGUUAUUCUGAAUUCAGAGCUGUCUCAUAUGCUGGCAUUUUGGGCAGGGAUACCUGGAUUAUGUUAACAGGAAGAUGAAGUUGGAAGCAGCAGAGUUAGAUGUCUCUAAAUGGAUGUAAAUUGCUUGUUAUUCAUGUACAUAACAGGACUGUUUAAUGAAUGUUGUACUCACAAGUCACAACAUAGAUGUACCUCUGUUUUUGAGUUUCACAAUUCUCUUAGCUUUGCAUUAUAAUUUUUCGAA